GGCUUUUGUUGGCUUUGACCACAUUUGUUGCGGCCACCCGAGAGGCAUCUUGCCAGUUUGGCUCACGCGUCCUCCCGCCAUGAGCGAAAGCCCGCAGCGAUUGAUCACGUAUUUCUCCGACAAAGCAAAGGCGCCGAGGUGGGUUUGGGCGCCCAACCCUCAAUGGAGCCCUCGCAAGCGGGAGCGCCUUCCAGCGGAUAAGGAGAUGACGCCCGGCCCGAUUUACAGCCCCAGGCACCAGGGCCAGCGUACCGCCUGGCAGUUCGGCACAAGCAACCGAGAGUGGGAUCAUUUGCCCCGUGACUUCUGGCCGCAGCUGGCGCCGGGCGCCGCGCCGGACCAGUACAGCAUCAAGGCGCCCAAGCAGCGCCCGCUGUCCUUCGCCCGAGGCCCGAACCGGGUAGACUUCGAGAUCCCAGACACCCCCGGCCCUGGCCACCGAUCUACGGACAUUGCCGUGGAGCGCCCGAGACACCCCGCGUACAGCAUGGGAUCGAAGCCACAGUUCCUGUGGUCCACCUACGCUCCCGGCCGCCCCGCGAGAGGUGCAUCCGAUGUCUCCGAGACCCCGGGCCCCGGUGCCUUUAACGCCGGCACCCCCAGAGCGCUCACGCCGCGGACGCCGAAGACGCCGCGAACGCCUACGGUGGUGAGGAGGCCAGCCUUCCCAGAGCCCACAAGCCCGGGGCCGGGCCACUAUGAGCAGCGGGGCGGCUUCAAGUGUGAGGCAUCCCCACGGCGGCCCGGCUCCAGCAUGACAAGGCGCCCCAACUGCCCGGAGUCAGGGCCGCAGUGCCCCGUGUACACGCAGUUUGAUUCCUCUCACUGAAAGCCACUGAAGGCCAGCCCCCCCCCUCCCGUCCUCGGGUUUUCAUUAAGUGACGCAUGCGUCAGCGCGUGGCCUUGUGGCCAGUUAAUGUGAGGUGAUCUCUCACCGGUGCUGCAGCCCUUAGAUUGGAUUGCAGUGGCAAAUUCAGACAUCCCUCCGUUGCAAGGGAUAGAUGGCUGGGAGCCCCGAGGUUGGCU
Effrenium voratum is the source of this 1026-nucleotide messenger RNA. The record is from the annotation of a GenBank genome assembly. NCBI's taxonomy places the organism in Eukaryota, Dinophyceae, Suessiales, Symbiodiniaceae.